AAUGCUACACAUGGAGCUCUAGAACCCGCCAAUUUCCUGGAUUUUCAAUGUUGUUAACAAAAACCCAAACCCUGCCUCCGCACAAAGUAAAAGUAUCAGUAUAACUCCGCUGGAAAAAUUCACCUACGGCGGCGAUGACGACGACGAAGAUGGUAAUCGAGAAAGUGGGAUUAGGAACGGUGAAUGCAUCAGCGUCACCGGCUUACAAAUCGCCCUUCACCAUCGGCGAUGAAGUCGAGGUUAGCAGAGAGGAAGUGGGUUAUAGUGGAGCUCUCUAUGAAGCUGUCAUUGUUGAACCAUUGAAGCCAACGGCUCCGUUUCCGUACCCUAAAAGCGAAAAUAAGAAAAGGGGGUUUUGGGUUCAGUACAAGCAUUUAUUAUCUGACCAAGGUGAAUCGGUAUCUAAACGCGAGUUCGUCAGAAAACAGUCCCUUAUACGACCUGCACCACCGGCUGCGAAGUGGGAUCAGCGGCGGAAUUUUCGAGUGGGCGAUGUUGUUGAUGCAUUUCAUCUUGCAGGGUGGUGGACUGGGGUUGUUGUUUCAAUUGUUUGGGAUGACGGUGGUAAUAACGGUUGUAGGUUCCGGGUGGCUUUCAGGGACCCGGAUGAGGAGAUUGAAUUUUCCGAAUAUGACUUGAGGUUUCAUCUGGAUUGGAUUGGUGGAAGUUGGGUACGUCCUGAUCCGCCACAUGAAAAGAUGUCUCUUCACUUGGGAACUCCAAGUCCUACAUUAAAUCAUAUUAACAAGGGAAUAACCUCUUCUAAGAUGAAACUGGAAACAGAUACUAGGAUUGAUGAGGUACGACCUCCGAAGAAGUUAAGAAGUAGAAAACAUGUUGUAGAAGCUCUGGAGAAUCAAGAAUUACCUAGGCCUUUUGUAUCUGGGAAGGCAUUUACGAGAAAAUCAAGAUUACUUGAUUUUGUAGAAAACCAAGAUUACUUUGGAAGUGUGGUUGAUGUGGGAAUCCUUUCACCCUGUGUCCAGUCUCUCCAGCACACCCGAGAUGAGGAUGCGAACCUAAGUGAUUUUGAAUUUCCAAUUAUUGAGGGAAGCAACGAAAGAAGUACCAUGGACCUGUCUGCCCAUAGAUCACUUGCUGUGACACAAGGCGUGGAGAAACAAGUACUUGAAAGCACUCUCCAUGACUCGGUUAAUGAAAAGAAUGCAACAAAUCAAGCUGAGUUAUCUUCAAGAAAAACUGAUGGGAUAAAUACUUCAGCAGGAGCGUCUGCUGCAACAGUCCAACCAUGUAGUGAGACCACUAUGCCUGGGAGUGAGCCGAGGUUGGUACUACCAUUUAAGAAGAACUCUGCUCUUUGGAGAGAAUUUGAAUCCAUGGAAGUAUUUACAAAAAUUCCGCAAAAUCCACAUUUUUCACCUUUAGCACAAUAUGAGGAGAAAAAACGAGAGGAAGUAGCUUUACUGAAGAUGACGAAGUAUGUAUUUUUUGUUGAGAGGAUACCAAAGUUAACCGUUGCUGAACUUAGUAGUUCAGCUCUCAUUAGUGAGAUGCUGGACACUAUCAAGGACUUGGAGGAGUAUGGAUUUGAUCUAAUACCGAUUAAAUGUCAUUUGAAUGAUUUGAUGUUAAACAACGAUAAGCAAACUCAGCUCCGAAGCAAGUUGCAAGAAGAGGAGGGUAAACUCAAAAAAUGCUAUCUUGAGAAAGCAGUUGCUAACAACGAGAUUAACAAGAUUGCUUUGAAGAUAAAGGAUCUAGAGAAACAACUUAUGUCAGCCAAAACCAUGAUUGAGACAGUGGAGCAUCAUAUCAAGGUAUCAGGAUCUUUAAAGGGUACCAUUUGUGAUGACAUUCGUCACGCUGAGCGUGAUUUUGAAGCAACAAUGGCUUCAGUGAAGCAAAUAUUCAGCUGAAGAGAACUUCACCUUUUGUAAAUCUUCAUAUGAAAGACGAUUGAUUUCGUCAAAAUGUUGGUAAGUUAAGAAAUCCUUGCCGAUUUCAGUUUUACAUAGUAGUAUGUUUCUCAUUUAAAAACAAAUUUGGUACAGAACUUAGUUAUGAAGCAUAUUUUGUAAAUCUUUUCGCAUGUUUGCUUCUAACGUUGAUAAAAGUACUUUUUGAGUUACUUUGUAGAGAAGAUUUGUGUAGUCUACGUCAACUUGUUUGGGGUCAAGGCGUAGUUUUUAGUGUUAUUAACUCAGUGUGCAUGUGUGUCAAAGUGUUUGUAAAUCAAGUGAUGACUAUUAAUAACACUGUAAUACUGUCUCUAUAUAAAUGGUGAAGUUCAAAAUGGGGAACUAGUCACUUUGAG
Solanum lycopersicum (tomato) is the source of this 2275-nucleotide messenger RNA. RefSeq names its product DUF724 domain-containing protein 2. The record is from RefSeq and is a predicted model, not a curated record. Lineage: Eukaryota; Viridiplantae; Streptophyta; Magnoliopsida; Solanales; Solanaceae.